Molecule: messenger RNA, 2085 nt
Organism: Rhagoletis zephyria (snowberry fruit fly)
Lineage: Eukaryota; Metazoa; Arthropoda; Insecta; Diptera; Tephritidae
Product: zinc finger protein 90-like
Biological process (GO): regulation of transcription by RNA polymerase II
Molecular function (GO): RNA polymerase II cis-regulatory region sequence-specific DNA binding; DNA-binding transcription factor activity
Source: RefSeq, a predicted model, not a curated record
CCAUUUCAGGGUAUUCAAUAAAUUGCAUUGGAGUUGUUCGGUCUGUCAUAUCGUGUAGUGAAGGAAUUUGUAAUUUUAUUUUAUUGUUCGGUGUGUAAAGUGUUAUUAUAUAUCUCUUAUAAAAACGCAGAUUCUUAACGGCACCUGUCGCAUACAUAUGCAAAAGUGAAACUUCAAAAAACGCUCGCCUUCAAAGACGGACAAUUGGUGGAAUUUUUCCAAAUUUUAUCUAUUGCGCUGUGAUGUAACCGCGUGAGACUAUACGCGACCCAAAUUUAUGUGCCUAGCAAAUGGUUUUUCAUGUGUUCAUUAAAUUGAUUGCAAUAUUGUUUUGGUGCAUUGUAAGCGGCUAAUUAGCUUGUAAAAAGUGUAAAUAAAUAAACCACCUUAACCUCAUUUGGACAUAACCUCGUAGAUUUUGUUUGGAAAUGGAAUUUUUUGUUCGAUUAAAUUUAGUUGGAAUUUUGUUAGAAGGUCGGCUAGCCGAUGAUAUGCAGUUCGAGUUUAAUAAUCGGCGGCCAUUGUCGAUAAUGUAGUGCUAGAAAGAGACAACUAGUAUGACGGUUUAAUUGCGUCUGGAAAACUGUGGAGUGCUGCCGUAUAGAUUGCAUAAGAAAUAGUACUAUUGUUAAAACAAAAGUUUUAUAAAUGUUACAGCAUCUUAACUUAAAUCUAUUAAAAAUAUAUAUAUUUAAAAAAAAACCAAGUAUCUGAAGAAUAAACGGGGAUUAAAGUAAAGUUUAAGUAAAACUUGCAUCAGCGCGACAUUAUGGAUAGAAGAACAUUUCAAAUCCAGUGGAUAGAAGGCGACACUGAAGGCUUAAAAAGUGGCGGCGGACAGUUGAUUGUGAAACGACAAGUACCAUCAGAAGAUGAGCUACUGGCUAACGGUGUGGUUACAUCAGAUAGUGCCGCCUUUCACAUAGUCUCUGGAGACGAUGUUGAUGGCAAUGUACCAAACGAAGUGGACAUCGAUCAUAUAGCUGCCGAAAAUUUAAUUUUCAUGGCGCGGGAUGGUCAAAUGGUAACGGAGAUUAUAGGUGCUACUACCGAUGAAAAUGGAACCGUCGUUGUAUCCGCCUCUGAUAAUGUUGAUUGUACGGAGGCAUUGAAACAAGCAGCUGCUGCUGUUAUGUCUUCCAAUGAGCUGACAAAUGGACAGGGAAAUGGCGAUAUAAGGUUUGGGGAAAACUUUGUUGUUGAUAACACACCGCAAAUGGUAACCGAAGAAGUGAUAACGGACGACUGGGUGCAGCAUCAAGGCGAGGAACGUGUGGAAAUACCAGCAGAUCAGAUCAUUUGUUCAGGUUCGCAAGUAUUGCUUGACAUGGAAGUACCUUUGCCUACUGUGCAGGAUGAGUACACUACGUUACGGCCUUACCCGUGCGAUUUUUGUAGCAGACGCUUUCGCAAAAAGACAAGUUUGAUGAAUCACAUCGUUGCGCACCAGAACGAUCGUCCACAUUUGUGCAAAUUGUGCGGGUGUCGUUUUUUCCGUCGUUCCGAUUUAAUAAACCAUUUAAAAGCACAUGCCGACGCACCAGAUCCUGAAUUAGAUGCAGAAUUUAUGAAUUUUGUGGAGCAGGAACAGCAACCGAUGCGCCAACCCAACGAUCAUUACUACGAACAAGAUUGGACAACACAAAUUAAUUCUUUGCAACGCCACAAUAAAUCUAGUCGAAAAACGCACAACGUUAGCGGUAACAGCUCAUCUACCUCCACUUCGACGACUGUGGGACGGGGACGCAUUAGUCGCUUAAGACCAAAUAAAGAAGAAAGUUUUGUAAUAAAUGAACCGUUGCAGAACGAUGUACAGGAAACCGAAAAUCAGCAAAAUCAUGCCGCUGCUUAUGAGGACUGCCAACAACUACAGGCAUCAACUGCUGUUGUAAAAUUCACACAAAACCAAUCGCCAGAGCAUGGGAAAACCUUCCCUGUAAUUGAUGAGAGUAAGCCAUUUGUGUGUCAACAGUGCGGCUUGGCGUUUGGGCGGGAGAAGGCGUUAUUAGCACACACAAAGGUUAGUCCGAAAAAACAGACCGUAUUCAACGCUCCGAUAUAACGUUUUGCAUAUUGAUUACGGAU